AUUUAUUCGACAGUUGCGCCGGGCCACGAAAAUUCGCGUGAAAAAGCAAAAGAAGACAAAUACUCGAAAAUAUGGCUAUGAGGAACUGUGAACGCUUAUUGGUAAAUAUUCUGAUAAUCCUUGAAAUCAUGCACAUUUCGAUCGCAAUGCCUUCGGAAUAUGAUUUGCGACAUCAGGACGCAGAAAAACUUUCCCAGCUCUAUCAAAAUCCCGGUUUCUUCGGCGGUGAUAUGCGAGGUGGAAUGAACAUUCCUGAAUCCCCAUCCGACGAGUUUCCUUUGAUGACGAUCAAAGAAACCGAUCGCUACAAAUAUUGGCCGCAUGGGAUCUUGUUCUACGAGUUUUCCUCUGAAAAU
This is a messenger RNA of Notodromas monacha, 356 nucleotides long. The record is from the annotation of a GenBank genome assembly. Lineage: Eukaryota; Metazoa; Arthropoda; Ostracoda; Podocopida; Cyprididae.